Monascus purpureus is the source of this 2355-nucleotide messenger RNA. NCBI's taxonomy places the organism in Eukaryota, Fungi, Ascomycota, Eurotiomycetes, Eurotiales, Aspergillaceae. The record is from the annotation of a GenBank genome assembly.
AUGGACUCCGCAGCCCAGCCCGUGCCAUCUGGACUACGGCAGAGCUGUCUCUUCUGUCGAGGCCGGAAAAUUCGAUGCUCUGGCGGACUUGUCUGCAGCGCCUGCCAGGAACGCAACCGACACUGCGUCUACGGUCCCGAAGGACGCAAGGGACGACCCAGGCGCAAGCAAACGGGGGUUGAUAGCCCGUUGUCUUCAUCCACGGCUUCGCGCAUUAGCAAAGAUGCUUCUGCAUCUUCUAAGUUAGCAGCACAAGCUGAUGGCAACGACACUGACGGCUCUGCGCCUCCUGGGAGAAACCGUACCCUGGGAGACAACCUAGAGCUGAUGUUCAACGAGUAUUUCAUCCGCAAGGCUGGGUCUCAUUCUGAUCUGUUUCAGAAUUCAAUUGCUUCCUUCUUGAGAAGAACUGAGCGGUCAUCACCCUCGAACUAUCGUCCGCAUCGCUGGAAUCCCAAUUGGGAGCUACCAUCCCUGGCUCUCGAAACGGUAGAAAUGUUGUUGCGACAUUGUAGCCAUCUGGGUUACGAACAGCCUGACGCAUUAGGCCGAAACUUCUAUAUCACCAGCCUGGCGGCGGACUCCACGACAGCGAUGUUCGACCCACCCAGCAAUGAAAAUCCAUUGGCAAUGGUUGGGAAGCAUCGCAUCAUGCAGCUGAUCGACUUGUGGUUUUCAGUACAUCCCUUGUCACCUGCUAUAUCCAAGACUUUAUUGAUCGAUGCCGUGAAAGAUGAAACGGUCGACGAGGCCCUUCUGGCGAUCAUCUUGGCUGAUGCCUACCAGGCCUAUUGCGACAUCGUACCCGAUGGAGCUGGUGUGAAUGAAUCCCGUGCCCUAUUCCAAUUUGCUACCACAAAGUUGCAGCAUCGUACGCUAUCGCUUGGAGAACCGGGAACCAUCUCAAUCUCAACGGUACAAGCGUUGGUUCUCGUGGCAUGGCGGGAGCUCCUCCUGGGUCAUGCCCGGCGAGUGACUUGCUACGUGGGUUACACAUGUCGCAUGGUUGCGCGCCUGGUGGAAUGGCAGAAAAGUGGUAGCCGCCAAACCUGCAUGAUGCUAAACGGGGUAGAUAUUACCAUUGUGGAGAACGAAAUUUUACACAACAUAUACUGGCUAUGCUUAUCCACCACUACUUGGGCUUUUAUGCAGAUAGACCAGCCAUUUUCUCUCCUUGUUCCUGACGAAGUGCCUGGAUUUCCUUGCAUAGAUGGGAACACAUCUGCCAUGAUGCAACUCGAUCGGGUCACAGACAACAUCUCCACUCUCCACGCACAGAUGAAAGCCAUGCAGCAUCUGUUUCCUUUGAGCCAUAUCAUCAGCACGGUCGGCCACAUCUAUACGUUGUAUCUUAAUGCGCCAGUCGAGCAAGAGAAAAUGAAAUCAGUUCCCUGGCAAAUGCGACAUAUUCAUCAGCUGCAUCAUCUCCGGAAUCCAAAUAUGGCCGCGCUAUCAUCGGAAAUACGAACCAUUCUCUCCCAGGCCAUACAGGACAUGGAGAAAGAAGUUACCAACAAAUAUUCUCAGUCGUUUUUGCUACUGUCCUACCAUGCAAUUGCAAUGCACAUGUUAUUUCCAAGAAGCAGGACAGGCCAAGGGUCGCAGUUGAUCUCGGCCUCUGUUCUCCAUGCGUUCUGCCAAUCUGCCUCCGCGCUCGUUGCCAUUUCACAACGAUUGCUAAUUCCAACCAAAAAUGCGGAAGGAAUGGAUUUCAGCGGCGUGUUGGCUCUAUGUUUCGAUACCUGUAGCAAAGCACUGCUUCACAUCCAUUCUCAAUCUGAACGGGGCUCUAUGGAUGAGCGUCAGCAGAUUGCAGCUAUGCGUGGAAAACUAGCAGACCAUGCCAGCGAAUUGCAUCAUAUCUGUCAGGAGAUCCUGAAGCUGCAAGUUGGACCGGUGAUGCGACCGGCCGAGAACCAACUUGAGAAAAUGAAGUUGGCAUUCCAACAAUUCCCGGCGUCUUCCUCAACACAGUCCGUGCUCUCUCCUGGAGAUGCUACUGGCAGCUCUCCUUUUCCUACUCAGAACUGGCCUAAUAUGGAUGAUAUGCUAUCGGAUCCAGGCUUCUCCCUAGAUCAAAAUGUAAACAUACCGUUCAACUCCGAUUUCUCUACGGAUUUGCCAGAUAUGCUGCCAGGUAAUGCGCCGCUGGCACUCCACGAAUCGCUACCAGAGGCUCUUGACCCAUGCUUUUUCAUAGGGGACCCACAGAUGGGAUCGUUUCUCGGUUUCCCUCAAUUUCUCAAGACCAAUAUACACUCACAUCAUAAUUCACCUGGGGGUCAACAAGGUGUGGAUGCUGCUGAAGACGGCCUUUUCUCUGAGCUUGAAAAUUCAGCAGAAAGGUUACUUUAA